AUGGUGGAGCAGGGAGACGCGGCGCCGCUGCUGCGCUGGGCCGAGGGCCCCGCGGUCUCCCUGCCGCAGGCCCCGCAGCCGCAGGCGGGAGGACGGGGCCGGGGCGGCGGCGGCGGGGGCGCCCGGGCGGCCGCGGAACCGCGCAGGAGGCGGGAACCUGAGGAGCCGGCUCCCCCCGAGGUGCUGCUACAGCCCGGGCGCCUGGAGCUGGGCGACGUGGAGGAGGACCAGGUGGUGGCCGUGUUCGUGGUCACCUUCGACCCCCGCUCGGGAAACAUGGUGGAAUGGUGCUUACCUCAAGAUGUUGACCUUGAAGGCGUUGAGUUCAAGUCUAUGGCCAGUGGGUCCCAUAAAAUUCAGUCUGACUUCAUCUAUUUCCGAAAAGGGCCCUUCUUCGGCCUGGCCUGCUUUGCCAACAUGCCUGUGGAAAGCGAGCUGGAACGUGGCGCGCGAAUGAAGUCUGUGGGCAUCCUCUCUCCUUCCUACACCCUGCUUUACCGAUACAUGCACUUCCUGGAGAACCAGGUUCGACACCAGCUGGAGAUGCCGGGACAUUACUCUCAUCUGGCUGCCUUCUAUGAAGACAAGAAAGGGGUGCUCCAUGCCGGCCCCGGCAGAGGCAGCAGCCUGCCCCCUGUCUACUGGCUGCCUUCCAUCCACCAGUACAUGUACCCUGAGAUGAAGAUCACACACCCAGCUGGCUGCAUGUCUCAGUUUAUUAAGUUCUUUGGAGAACAGAUCCUCAUCCUCUGGAAAUUUGCCUUACUUCGAAAGCGCAUUUUGAUAUUUUCUCCCCCGCCUGUGGGCGUUGUGUGCUAUAGAGUGUACUGCUGCUGCUGCCUGGCUAACGUCUCGCUGCCUGGCAUCGGGGGCACCAUUCCUGAGUCCAAGCCUUUCUUCUAUGUGAACGUGGCUGACAUCGAGAGCCUGGAGGUAGAGGUGUCCUAUGUGGCCUGCACCACAGAGAAGAUAUUCGAGGAGAAGCGGGAGCUAUACGACGUCUAUGUGGAUAACCAGAAUGUGAAGACGCACCACGACCAUCUGCAGCCGCUGCUGAAGAUCAACAGUGCUGACAGGGAGAAGUACCGGCGGCUCAAUGAGCAGAGGCAGAUGUUGUUGUAUUCCCAGGAAGUAGAAGAAGAUUACAACCCUUGUGAAGAGGACCUGUUUGUGCUGUUUUUCUUAGAACAAAACAACCGGAUAUUUCAGACUUUGUUGGAGGUGUCUGCCAGUCAAGACAAAACUCUGACAGCAGAGCAUGCCCGGGGCAUGGGUCUGGACCCCCAAGGAGACCGGAGCUUUCUCAUGGACCUUCUGGAGGCCUAUGGCAUCGAUGUCAUGUUGGUCAUUGACAACCCCUGUUGCCCAUAG
This is a messenger RNA of Propithecus coquereli (Coquerel's sifaka), 1371 nucleotides long. It is a transcript of the gene DENND11, whose product is annotated as KIAA1147 ortholog. The transcript has 9 exons. Lineage: Eukaryota; Metazoa; Chordata; Mammalia; Primates; Indriidae. The record is from RefSeq and is a predicted model, not a curated record. Gene Ontology annotation, cellular component: cytoplasm. Bases 1 to 1371 code for a protein of 456 amino acids.